AUGAAGCUGCAGAAAAGGGAAGCUUCUGAAGUCUCAAAGAGGGCUGAUUCUGGAUCGGCACAAGAAGGAGCUUACAGACCUCAGAUAAAUGUUUCGAAUGCUCAAUCCAGCGGAAAACCACCAGCAGCAGGUAAUAUACUCAAGGCAGCAGAAAGUGCUCUGAAUCUAGAGCAGGGGAGACUACAAAAGCUUAAACAGUUUGAUGAUGAAAACCAGGCACUGAGAUUACGCUCCAAAGAGAAGUAUGAGAGGCAAAUUUCUAAGUUGGUUCAGCAAAUUACAGGAACAAAAGACAGUGUCAGAGGACUGGGAACAUGCAUAAUGCCUUAUGAGUUUUCUCCAGAAGGCACCCUAAAAUCUGGUCAAGCAUGA
Messenger RNA from Prunus armeniaca (apricot), 372 nucleotides. Lineage: Eukaryota; Viridiplantae; Streptophyta; Magnoliopsida; Rosales; Rosaceae. The record is from the annotation of a GenBank genome assembly.